GAUCUUCAUCUGUUCAUUUAAAGUUAGAACCGCGCUGGCUCUCCUAUCUAGGCGAGCGUUGACAGCGCUCCCGCCCGUAUCCUUAUAUGGCGGCUGGAACUAUUUUAGCAACAGUGCUCCAUGGAUGUAGCUUGCUUGAAAUCAUGACGACAACAUCUCGCCUUUUCUUCAUUAAAUCUCUUUCUUCUUGCAACCUGAAAUCUCUACCUGCGAGCUUAUCUCUUAGUAAAGUUCGACAAGUGUGUCUCACGGAAUUCUUUUCUCCCAUCCCGUUUUAUUGCUUGAUUGAUGGCAGCGUCUAAACCCUAUUGAUUGUGAAAUGAUGACUUCAUAGUUAUCGUUUUCUUUCAUCUAAGAGUUUCGUUCUUUUCAAAGAAUUUUAUUGUCUGACUUUUGUUUAGAAGUUUUAUUUUUGAAGCAAACGAUUUAAUUUUUUUUUUAAUUUUUUUUAAAGAAAACGAUAUUAUUUUUAAAAUUUUAUCGUAGAUAAAAUACACAAUUUUACUAUGCAAUUUGUUUAAAUAAUUAAAUUAAUUUAAAACGGUUCCCAUAAUUUGUAGACCUCUCGUUCUUUUAAAAACAUCGUUGGCUGCCAAGACAAAAGAUCGUUGGCUGCCAAGACUAUUAGAUCCGAUUAUAUGUUUUGUAUGAUGAAUUUUGAUAUAAACAAGAUAUUUCUGGAUAAAAAAAUUGGAUUUGACUUCAAGGAAUACAUCAUAAAGUCAUGUGAGUAAAAACUUUAAUUUUUUUUUAAAAGAAUAUUAUUGUUAAAUAUACUAUCACACUUCAUAAGAAGAUAUCAUAAUUUCAAAUUUUACUCUAUUGAUAAUUGAAAUUUUUAAAAAUUAUAUUAAAUAUUAAAUUUCAAUUAUUAUUUUAUGGACCCGAUAAGAUUUUGUAAAAGCUUAUUAUGAAUAUCCAUCUUAUGGUUUGAAAACUAUUUCAAAUAAUUCAGUUAUUGCAACUUAGUACAAAAUCAAACCAUUUACUUUAAUAGUUGUGAUAAUUGCGAUUACUCUAAUGUAAUUUUUUUCACAAAUAAAUAUUUUUAAUUAUUUAAAUUUACCAAGUUAGAGUAUUGUUAAAAUUAACUAAAACAAAAACAUCUCGAUCAUAUAGCAAAUAGAAAAACUUAUUUACUUUUGAUUUUAAUAAAGUGAUUAAAAUUGUUGUUUAAGUUAACUUUAAAUAUAAUCAUAAACAUACUUACGCUUGGUUUAACGUUAGCAUGCUCACUAAUUAUGUGAGCUGCCAUUACGUAGUGACGUCAGUUACAUUUUAUCAUAGUGCAGUCGUUGAUUUAACUCGUAGUCAGACAGUACACGCUGUAGAACACGAUCCAUGCUGCCCUGAUCCUACUAAGCUUUCUGCUGAAGAAUGUAAAGCUGUUCAUUAUGGAUUGUGCUCACCUCUUUUAAAACUCCCCUCUUUUUCAAUACCACCAGCUUCAACCUCAUCUCCGCCAUCCCCUGUGACUCCUAAAGGUAGUCUUUCAUCCCCUUUGUCCUCAACUCCCAGCUCACCAGGAACACCAAAAGGAAACAUUUCAACUGUAGGUGAGAUUUUCAAUAUAUCUACACCACAAAAUAAAACCCCUUCACCUUUGUUUACUCAAAAGACACCCAUUUCAAAUCCACAAAGUCCAUCAGUAGGUGAUAUAUCCAAAAUGACUUCACCAACAGUCGUAACAUCAAACUCGGCUAAUGCCAACAAAGUUGACAUAGAAGUUUUGGAUCCUGUCAGCUUGCUAGCUGUUGAUCUGGAAGGUCAGCUAGAAGCUCUGGUUAGCUCGUUCGUUGCUCAAGAUAAAGUUCGUUUGGCUGCUCGUAAAAAAGCAGAGUCCGCAGCAGGAAACUCAAAAACUUCUGCUGGCAAAACUGUUUCUUCAAUCAAAAAGUAUGAUAAGAAAGUGAAAGUAAAAGAUGACCGAUCAUCUGAUGAUGAUUCGCUUUCCAGUGAUGCUUCAUUAUCUGGAAAGUCAAAUGGCUCCAGUAAAAAGGCUGUAACUCAAAACCAAGUUAAGCCUUUGUUGCCUGACACUACAGACAUUGCAGGAGACACAUCGCUAGAAGGUGCUCUUGACCAGAUGAGUAAGCAUUUAAAUACCUUUGCCGCUUUAUAUGAAGAGAGUUUGCGCGAAAGAGCAACUUCUCCGCCUUUGAAGUCAUCAGUUUUCCCAGCCUUAAAACCUUCUCCGGAAUAUCAACAAACUGGUGUUAAAGCGCAGAUUACAAAAUUCACUUCCAAAGAAAAAGAUGUUUUACAAAAUUCUCCUUCGAAUUCUCUUGAAAGACGGCAAGUGCAAAAGCCUAGACCUAUUGUUCAGGAUGCAUACCUGCCAUCUUUGGAUCCACCAAGAAGUGGUCCACUUACUUUAGAUGCAUUGCAAGAACUCUUAUUGAAUUCAUCAGCACCCGAGCCAAUACCUCAACAUAUUCAAACUACUGUUUUUCAAAACUCUAGUCUUUCUUCCGUGCCUUAUAGCGAACCGGCUUCCUCAAAAAAUAGUUUACCAGCAGCAGCUAGCCAUUUUAACGAAAAUUUAGUCCCUUUUAUUGGAAGCGAGACCGGAAGAAUAGUUGACCAAAGUAAGCCUUUGAAAUUAAAUGCUAAUGAUAUUUAUAACCCUCAAAUUGUUCCAAAACCUGGACAAGAGCAUGUUCAGUCAGCUGUAGACUAUGCCAUAAAUCGAAUGCAAAAUGUCCACCAAGUAAAUUCUAAUAACGAAAAUAAGGCAAAGCCUGUCAAAAAUGGCCAUCUAGUCAGCGAAGCUAAAACAAUGUGGGAGAAUAUCUCCAACCAAAAAUGGAAUGAACACUUUGUCACAACAGAUAUUGACAAUAAUAUGGCUGACCCUUUGCGGGACUCAUAUCAGAGAGGUGGCCAUAAAAGAACUCUCUCCAUGGAGGGACUUUUGGAUGUUCCUAGUCCAUCAAUACCUCAUCCUAAAUUGACCACUGCUCAGAAGCAACACAUCAAAGAGAGAUCUCUGUCACCAACAGACCGCCAUUCACAUACACCUAUUCGUCCAUUUUUAACCAAAGGUUCAGUUGCAGAAAGAGUGUUACUAUUUGAAUGUGCUCCUGACAGAGCUCUGGAAAGAACAUCCAGUGGGAAUAAAACGAAGUCUAAUUUGAUUAGCACAUGGAGACCUGGGACUAGUGAUGUACAGACAAAAACUCAGGUAAAUAUUUUUAAUUAUUAAUCCAGUACUAAUACUGUAUUUUUAUUAUGAUGCUUGAAUAUUUAUCUGAUGAAAACGUAUAAUACAAGUUAGCUACGUAGUUCGUUUUUAUACUCUCUAACUGCUUGUUGGGACUUGAGAUUAUCUCAUGACACGGUUGUUUGUUUUUAUUAUUUAUUUAAAUGCACAUGAAAUUGAUUCAGUCAUUGCAUUUCAAGAAUAUUCUUCCCUCUA
Parasteatoda tepidariorum (common house spider) is the source of this 3418-nucleotide messenger RNA. RefSeq lists its product as uncharacterized. Gene Ontology annotation, molecular function: protein phosphatase regulator activity; calcium ion binding. Gene Ontology annotation, cellular component: protein phosphatase type 2A complex. NCBI's taxonomy places the organism in Eukaryota, Metazoa, Arthropoda, Arachnida, Araneae, Theridiidae. The record is from RefSeq and is a predicted model, not a curated record. Gene Ontology annotation, biological process: protein dephosphorylation.